AUGGAGGCGUCUACAGCGUUGAUUCGCUGUGCGAGUCGGCUGGGGCAAAGGGAAGUGCAUAUUGGCAAAGAUACAGACUUGAAUUGUCCGUCCUGUCAACACGAGCAGGAAGAGGAGAGAGAGGAGGAGAAAAAAGAAGAAGAAGAAGAAGAAGAAGAAGAUCAAAGCUCACAAUUGGCGACGCAAUGGCUCGAUUCAGACUCAGACUCAUCGUCGGAGUCUGAUCUUGAAGAAGAAGAAGAAGACACCAUGCUCGACGGCAUAGAUUCACAGCCCGAGUCUAUGAGAACGAUCAGAAUAAAACGCAGCAUUGAUACUGCAUUUGCCGGGGAUAUCGAUAUGGACAUGGACAUGAACAUGGACUUCGUUGAGAGUCCUCUAAGCUACAACCAUAAAAGGGCCGGGAUGAUCGAGUCACCCUCCGGCAGUCCGAGUUUACGGCUUGAUUCGCACGAACUCCUGGAUCAGGACGGUCGUGUCUCUCCUUGCUUCCGACAGUGGAUCAAACGGUCUGUCCCGAAUCUCUCGACGUGGGUGGAUUGCGACGCUGCGCAGGUGUCUACUGCGGAAUGCGUCACGUACACCAAGCCUCCUGCACGACCUAGCUUGAUCUCUAUCCAACGAGGUGAAGGACGACGAGAGUCUGCGAGAAUAAGAUUAUCACGUCCACGCGGAAUCAGAAUAUCGUCCAGUCCCGAACCUGUCGAAGCAUCUCCAUCAUCCACGGAUGAAGAGCAACUCAUUCCCCCCCUAACGACGGAGCAGCUCGAGCAAGUAAUAGAAACAAGUACCAUGCUCAGCGUCCCAUCCAUGAUACCGCUCCCUCCUUCUCCCCAGUCGAAAUCACCGCUCUCACGGUCUGUAUCCUUUUCCGGAAGACAAUCUCCGGCUCCUUCUCAGGCCGAAAGUACCCUGAGUAGUACCCUCAGGUUCUUCUCUUCGCGGCCAUCGUCUCUCCUGUCUCCAUCCGUCGAGGGGUCCGACAAGGACAAGGACAAAGCCAGCCCGCAGAGACGUAUCUUACACUUACAGCCCAGGAAGGCUAACAGUCAGAGCUCGUCUGAUCGUCCUGUGAUACGUUCGCUUCUGCCCCGCUACUUCUCAACGCCGGUUUUCAGUAAUCGAUCCGGCGCCAGUCCUGGUUCGGGUUCAGGUUCACCCGGCAGCCUUCGCAGCAUGCGGUCUACGUCAAGUCUUCAUUUCCAUCUAUCAACGAGGAUAGCAAGGUCUGAUGGGAAAGAAAAAGAACCCCCGGCUUCAAGACCCCAGUCCGCUGAUGACACUCGGGCAGAAACUGCGAGUGAGGGCGACGACACAUCGAGUGAGAGUACAUCGAAAGAGUACAACUUCAGGGGGGAUAAUAAGCUUAUGCCGCCGACGGCAAAGUGGCUGGUGGACUCUGUGUUCCGGCGAAGUAACAAGGGGCAUGUAACGGCCUCGAGCUAG
Molecule: messenger RNA, 1446 nt
Organism: Monascus purpureus
Lineage: Eukaryota; Fungi; Ascomycota; Eurotiomycetes; Eurotiales; Aspergillaceae
Source: the annotation of a GenBank genome assembly